AUGUCUGUAAACCUUCGACAAAGACGUGUCGAGUCUGAAGGGGCUUCAGAAAAGCUCUCUGAUGUUGACUUUGAUGAUUCUAAAAAGUACGGAAAGGAUUCUACACCUAGCCAGCGUUGUCCCCAAGGUCAUUAUGCUGCUUUUGGUAUCCUUUUAGUGAUUGCUACCUUUGUUACAUUUUACAAGAUUUGGAAUCCAGCAGAAGUCGUGUUUGAUGAAGUUCAUUUUGGAAAGUUUGCUGGCUAUUACUUGAAGAGAACAUACUAUUUUGAUGUGCAUCCUCCAUUGGCAAAACUGAUGAUUGCAGGUGCUGGUUACCUAUUAGGAUUUGAUGGUCAAUACGAUUUUGCAAACAUUGGUGACAGUUACAUUGAUCACCAAGUGCCUUACAUUGGUCUUCGUGCAUUGCCUGCCACACUCAAUGUCAUUUGCGUGGGCCUGAUCUACGGCAUCAUGAAGGAGUCCGGCUACUCAUUGGUUAUUUGCAUCUUGACAACUGCCAUGUACAUUUUUGAUAACGCUAUGGUCACUCAAAACAGACUGAUCUUGUUGGACAGCAUGUUGCUUGUAUUCAUCUUGGCUACCAUUUACAGUUACAUCCAAUUCAGAAAACUGAGACACACUUCCUUCUCUGUAGAGUGGUGGGGUUGGCUCUUGGCAACAGGUGUCUUUAUGGCAUUCACAGUGAGUGUCAAGAUGGUUGGUCUUUUUGUAGUCGCAAUGAUUGGUUUCUCAGUCAUUUAUGACCUGUGGAUGUUGUUGGACAUCAAGCGUGGAUUGACCAUGAAUCAAUUCUUGAAGCACUUUUAUGCUCGUGCUUUCAGUCUCAUUUUUGUUCCUACCGUCAUUUACCUCUUCUGGUUCUAUGUUCAUUUCGCCAUUCUCAAUGAAUCUGGUCCUGGUGAUGCAUUUAUGACCACCCGAUUCCAAGAUACACUCAAGAACAGCCCAUUAAAGAUGUCUGCUUUAGAAAUUCACUAUGGCGACGAAAUCACCAUGAAGCACAAGGAUACCAACUCGUAUCUCCACUCGCAUGACCUUCAUUACCCGUUGAGAUAUGAGGAUGGUCGUGUCAGCAGCAAGGGACAACAAGUGACAGCCGUCAUGGAGCCCAACGAAAACUGCUACUGGCGUAUCAAGCCCACCACUGAAUCAGAGGGCGAUAAACAAGACGAGCCUCGUCUCGUCAAGAAUGGCGACAUCAUUCAGUUAGAGCAUGUGGUGACAGGCACCAACUUGCUUACACACGAUGUCGCUUCACCUUGGAUGCCCACCAAUGAGGAAAUCACUACUGUACCCUUAGACACGAGAUACGAGGAAACCCUGUUCAAGAUUGUGUUUGACGACGACGAUGCUGAAGUAUUCGAGACCCACAUGACAUCCUUCCGUCUUGUGCAUGAGGACACCAAGGUGGCUGUUUGGGUGCACAACAAAAAGUUGCCUGAAUGGGGUUUGGGACAGUUGGAGGUCAAUGGCAACAAGAACUCGCUUGACAAGACCAAUUUCUGGAGCGCCCAAGAGAUCAAGGGCAAGAAUGCUACCGAGAUCAAUGCCAGCAAGAAUGCAAAGGAAUUGGGCCGCAUGCCUUUCAUGAAAAAGUUCUUUGAAUUGCAAGGUCGUAUGUUGUCCCAUAACGCUGGCUUGACUAAACCCCAUCCCUACCAAUCCACUCCCAUUACAUGGCCCUUCAUGAUUCGAGGUGUCUCUUACUGGUCCAAAGAAGACACCCGCUCUCAAAUCUACUUGACCGGCAACUUGUUUGGCUGGUACCUGUCUGUAGGUGGCAUCGCUGUCUUUGCAGGCAUCAUGUUGGCGGAUGUGUUGGCUCGUCGUAGAGGCAUUGAUCCCAUUGAAGAGCCUGUCAGACACCGUGUAUUGCAAAGUGCUGGUUUCUUCUUUGUCGGCUGGGCCUUGCAUUACUUUCCCUUCUUCCUCAUGGGCCGCUCUCUCUUCCUUCAUCAUUACUUGCCUGCUGCUACCAUCAACUAUCUGCUCCUGGGCGCCAUGUAUCAAUUCAUCUUUGUAGACGGCAUUGAUUCCCCUGUGUCCUUCUUGAGCCGCAAGAGCAAACUGACUCGUCAAACUAGCAUGAAGGCGGAGGUGUCAUGGAAAGUGUAUGCUGCUGUUGGCGUUACUCUCCUCUUGCAAAUCGCCAUGUUCAUCUACUUGGCACCAUUGACUUAUGGCACUCCUUUAACCGUAGAGGAGGUUCAAAAUCACCAACUAUUGAACGGAUGGAAACUGCAGUAUGCUAAAUAA
Mucor velutinosus is the source of this 2259-nucleotide messenger RNA. RefSeq lists its product as uncharacterized. Gene Ontology annotation, cellular component: membrane; endoplasmic reticulum. Bases 1 to 2259 code for a protein of 752 amino acids. Gene Ontology annotation, molecular function: dolichyl-phosphate-mannose-protein mannosyltransferase activity. The record is from RefSeq and is a predicted model, not a curated record. Gene Ontology annotation, biological process: protein O-linked glycosylation via mannose. Lineage: Eukaryota; Fungi; Mucoromycota; Mucoromycetes; Mucorales; Mucoraceae. The transcript has 7 exons.